This is a messenger RNA of Macrosteles quadrilineatus (aster leafhopper), 2359 nucleotides long. Its product is annotated as negative elongation factor B-like. Gene Ontology annotation, biological process: negative regulation of transcription elongation by RNA polymerase II. NCBI's taxonomy places the organism in Eukaryota, Metazoa, Arthropoda, Insecta, Hemiptera, Cicadellidae. Gene Ontology annotation, cellular component: NELF complex; nucleus. The transcript has 14 exons. Bases 194 to 2029 code for a protein of 611 amino acids. The record is from RefSeq and is a predicted model, not a curated record.
CUUUGUUGUUUUGUUUUUAAAUAAUUGAGUUUUGAAGUCUCCUUUUUGGUUAGGUAUUGGUUGUUGAAGUGACUACAAAUGCUAAAACUUAAAUGGUUAAAGUAUGUUAGAAUUUCAGGCUAAUUUCUAGGUCAUUCCAUUCGUGGUUAUAUUUUACAUCUCAACUGAAAAUUAACUAUUCGCAGAUUCAAAAAUGAGUGCUAACGAAAAGAAGAUGCCUGGGACUGGAUUGGAAGACAUCGGAGUGCCGGGACAAAUGUUCCUUCGCGAUGCUCUCACUAGCUGCACUGAUCCGCUCAAAGCAAUCGAGGAGUUUCAGUUGGAAAAUGGAAUUCUUCUGCCGUCUCUGAGACAAAUGCUGCCUUUGCUGGACCUUCACGGAGUCAGGAGAUUAGACUUCCACACAUCAGUAAUGGAGGAAAUAAGAGAAAGACUUAUUCAGCACAUCAAUGACAUAGGCCAGAAGGAAGGCAGGGAACGGGACAAGAAGUUGAAGGAGUUGUUGUCGAAAAGUUUUCCCCUGGUGAAGGUGAAACCACUGAGACCAGUUGUAAUGGCCAUCCUACGUAACACAACACACAUAGAUGAUAAAUACCUGCGGGUAUUGGUGAGUAGGCCAGUUGUAAUGGCCAUCCUACGUAACACAACACACAUAGAUGAUAAAUACCUGCGGGUAUUGGUAAGGGACCGAGACUUGUACAAUGACACGGACACCGAAGUGAAGCGUCAGAUCUGGAAGGACAACCAAUCUCUGUUUGGAGACGAGGUGUCACCGCUGCUGUCGCAAUACAUCAAAGAGAAAGAAAACGUCUUGUUUGACCACAACAACUUGACCAACCUGUUUUUCACACCGUCACCAAAGCUGAGGAGACAGGGAGACGUUGUUCAGAAGUUGGCUCACAUGAUCGGCAACAGUGUGAAACUCUACGACAUGGUAUUACAGUUUUUGCGCACAUUGUUUCUGCGCACACGCAAUGUUCACUACUGCACUCUGCGCGCUGAACUGCUCAUGGCUCUGCAUGAUCUGGAAGUUCAGGACAUUAUAUCAGUCGAUCCUUGUCACAAGUUUACGUGGUGCCUCGAUGCUUGCAUUCGGGAGAAAAAUGUGGAUAUCAAACGAUCUAGAGAACUUCAGGGAUUCCUGGACAGCAUUAAGCGAGGUCAAGAACAGGUCCUGGGCGAUCUUUCCAUGACCUUGUGUGACCCUUACGCCAUCAACUUCCUCGCCACCUCCGCCAUGAAGAUACUGCAACAUCUCAUCAACAACGAGGGACUGCCCAGGGAAAACACCAUCCUUAUCUUGCUUUUGAGGAUGCUGGCUUUGGGGCUCAGUGCUUGGGUCAUGAUCGAUUCUCAGGAGUUUAAGGAACCUAAGCUGGACUCCCAAGUUGUCACUAAGUUCCUGCCUGCCCUCAUGUCUCUGAUAGUCGACGACCAAGUCAGAUCACUCAAUUCUAAACUGCCUCCUGACGAGAGGGAGUCCGCCAUCACUAUCAUUGAACAUUCAGGUCCGCCACCUGAUGCCUGCCAGGCCUAUGUACAGGAGAGCUCAGUAGCCAGUAUCAUAGCUAUGUACUACACUCUACAGACAGCCAAGCAGAGAGACAGGAUAGGACUGAUGAGAGUGCUAGGCACUCUGGCCACCUGUGAUAGCGACCGAGCCUUCGAAGACCCCUUCCUACACUUCCUGAUAUCCUUAUUGAUCCACAUGGGAGACGAGUUCUCCACUGAAGACUUCUGCACUGUGAUAUUCGACGAGUUCUUCUACGCAGGUAUCAGCCGAGAGAAUGUGGUGAGACACAUGUUGAAGCUGCUGUGGUACGUUUACCCCAAGUUGUCCAGCACUCGGCUACAUGCUAUCAUGAAGGUGUUACAGCCUAACGCACAGCACAACGACGCGGUCCACUCACUGUACAAGCAGCUGACAGAGAAGAUAGGCAGCGAGCAAGAGCCUCCUGCUAUACCUGAGAACUUGGACUAUCUAGAGUCACCACUGAUGUCUGUGCCUACUCCUGCGCCCAUCUCAUAGACUGAAGAGUAAUCUCAGCUCCUGAUCUCAGGCACAGCCAGGCCCAGGGCUGCUGUAGCACUUCCCCAGCAAAAAGGGGGUCGUGAGAAUAUUUUUUGUACAAAAGUAAAGCAGCUUAAUAUUUUUUCCAAAUUAAUAUUUCUCUAGAGUGGAACUUAACAACAAAACUUAUCAUAAUAAAAUUGUAAAAUCUUUUGGAAAUAUAGCGCCCUAAAUAAUUUCCUCUGUGGGCUAUAGCACAGACAGCCCAUAAUACAAAUUGGGACCUGGUUACUCAAUAUGUGCCAUUCAACAAUGUAAAUAUUGUAAAAAUAUUUUUCUUGUUUUAAA